Molecule: messenger RNA, 1682 nt
Organism: Amyelois transitella
Lineage: Eukaryota; Metazoa; Arthropoda; Insecta; Lepidoptera; Pyralidae
Gene: tab1
Product: TGF-beta-activated kinase 1 and MAP3K7-binding protein 1
Exons: 6
Coding region: 116-1441 (441 amino acids)
Biological process (GO): protein dephosphorylation
Molecular function (GO): protein serine/threonine phosphatase activity
Source: RefSeq, a predicted model, not a curated record
AUGAAAUAACCAACGAAUAUAUUUUGUUGAUGUAAAAAUAAAUUUGUCUUACCCUUGCCGAUUUUCCUAUUCGAUUUUCUUUAAAAUAGCGUAUAUCGGGAAUAAAUUUGAGAAUAUGAUUGCUCGGUUGUGGACAGACGACUUGCCCAAGUGCAGGAAUACCUGCGUCGCCUCCUAUUUCUCAAGAUUAGGCGGAAAUUCUAACACGAACGAUGACUACUUGGUUUUCUAUUGCCAAAUGGAUGAAAACUCAUGUUUGUACGGAGUAUUUGAACCUCACAAUGGGCUGGACGCGGCCAAGUUCAUUAUGCAGAGGAUGGCCGUGGAGAUUCUGUUUCCGACCACUUCGUCCAACAGCACCACCGAUGAGGAAAUACGGGAUAGGCUAAGGAAUGCAUUCGUGUCCGUGGAGAAGGCGUACAAUGAGAAUUACGACGCCAUGAUAGCGGAGCGCACCAGCUUACAAUACCAGCUGCAGACUACAGAUUCACAGAUGUCCCAAAACUCGAUACUCGCCCGUCUGAAAGAAAUCGACAAGCAUCUGUCAGGUGGCGCCACCGUCGUCAUAGCUCUGGUCCACAACGACAAGUUGUUCGUUGCGAACGUUGGCGAGACGAGGGCGCUACUGUGCAAGACUGAUGAUAACUCAGUGUUGCGGGUAUUACAGCUUACGGUGGAUCACAGUCUGAAUAAUGAGGAUGAGCUGUUGAGAUUGGCUCAGCUCGGACUGGACGUCGGCAAGCUUAGGAACUCGCAAUAUCUUGGCAACCAGACGGGCACUCGUUGUCUCGGCAAUUACCUAGUGAAGAGUUUGUACAAAGCCAUCCCCAGCAUCCGGGCGGCGGCCAGCGAGCCGGUGGUGGCCGCUCCAGAGAUCACAGGACCCAUUUUACUGGAUCACAGCUGCAGAUUCCUAGUAAUAGUCAGCGCUGGCGUAUACAAACGUAUUCAGGAAGCCCGCGGUAGUAGCGAACAGACGAACAAGCAGUUAGCACAAAUUAUAGUCGAACAAUUCCGGAAGCAAGACUUCAAAAAGGUCAGCCAAUCAGUUCUCGAAGAAAUCGAGGAAGAAUUCGUGUCUUAUUGCGUCAAAAACAACUUAACCCCAAAACCCAACACUCACAUGUCAUUGCUUAUAAGAAACUUAAACUUCCUACCGCCAAUUGAAGAAAGUUUGGCGCCAAAAAACAACGUGCGCUUCAAUCCUAUAGUGCAGUCGAAAUCGAAUAAUUCCGUCAACGAAAUCGAUGAUUACUCGUCUAGUAACAAUACCAACUCGAUUGUUGAUACGAAUCGAUCGUGCGAUUCGGAUUUCGAGCCAUAUGAGAGACCGCAAGAGGAUGAGAAUGGUAAAGUUAAGAGUUAUGUUGAUUUCUCUUGUUAUUACGAGAACGUUGCGAAGGCCAGGGCGAAUGGGAGUCUGCCGCCUUUUAUUGAGUAGAAAAUCUAUACUUAUAUUAUAAAUCUGAAGAGUUUGUUUGUUUGAACGCGCUUAUCUCAGGAACUACUGGUGUGAAUUGAAAAAUUAUUUUUGUGUUGAAUAGACCAUUUAUCGAGGUAGGCUUAAGGCUAUAUAACAUCACGCUGCAACUAUAAGGAGCAAAGAAAUAGUGUAAAAAUUGAAAAAAAAAAACGGGGCAAUUUAUUCAUCUGGAGGGCUUCAAUGAUGCCCAGAAUAACUA